Trichoderma asperellum CBS 433.97 is the source of this 1086-nucleotide messenger RNA. RefSeq lists its product as uncharacterized. Gene Ontology annotation, molecular function: thiamine binding; thiamine pyrophosphate binding. The record is from RefSeq and is a predicted model, not a curated record. Lineage: Eukaryota; Fungi; Ascomycota; Sordariomycetes; Hypocreales; Hypocreaceae. Gene Ontology annotation, cellular component: outer membrane-bounded periplasmic space. Gene Ontology annotation, biological process: thiamine transport.
AUGUCUAGAUUUUUAACAGCAGCCCUCCUUCUUGGGCAAACCUUUGCUUAUGACACCGUUCUUGGAUUUAAUUCGCGCCCACUAGUGGAAACUCGGACAAUUGAAGAAAUCUACAAUGCUGCUCUCAAAGAAGGUGGAACUGUUACAGUUUGGCAUGGUGGCGACGAAAAAGAUCAACAAGACUCUUUGAAAAGCGCUUUCGAGGAGCGCUUUCCCGGGAUGACACUGAAUAUUACUGUGGAUCUCUCCAAAUAUCUCGACGGCGAAAUUGACCAACAGCUAUAUAAUAACAAUGUUUUCGUUGAUAGCAUCAUUCUUCAAACACUACAAGACUUUCCACGUUGGCAACAGGAAGGUGCUCUGCUCAACUACGCCCCCGUCGGAUUUGACAAAGUAUAUUCGGCAUUCAAAGAUUCCAUAUCGGCUUCGUGGUAUGGAUACAGCAUAUUUUUCUGGAGUAUUUCCUGGAAUACUGCCAAACUGCCAAAUAUCAAGAACAUAUCUUCUUACAGCGAUCUCUUAAAACCGGAAUUUAAAAACAAACUCGUCCUAACAUACCCCAAUGACGAUGACGCUGUUCUUUUUGCUUUCUAUCAGAUUAUGCAGCAGCUUGGGACCAAGUGGUUUGAUGAUCUUUUGAAGCAAAAUCCUCGAUGGGUUCGUGGGACUGCUACCCCUCUUACUAUCGUGAGCGGAGCCAACUACUCUCAAUCAGCCACGUUUACAAGCUUUGGUGGAUUUAACCCCGGGAAAAACGUCAACAUUUCUUUCCCGAAUGACGCAGAAUUUGUCACUUGGCCUCAGACUGCCGCAAUCCUAAAGAAUGCGCCGCAUCCUGAAAGUGCAAAGCUCUUCCACAACUUUCUCCUCAGCUCUGAUCAUCAAAAGACUGUCCCUUUGAGUGUUCGGAAAGAUAUCGACUCCUCUGAAUCACCAUAUCGGAAUAUAAUGAACACACCUCACACAAAUCCGACGACAUUUGCCAAGUUUAUGAGUGAUCGUGUGACGGUUGAGCGACUGAGGUUUUACUUCGAGAAUCGCCUGGGUUCAGCGCAAGGAUUAAGCCCUUUGAUCGAUGAUAUCUAG